Molecule: messenger RNA, 1152 nt
Organism: Didymosphaeria variabile
Lineage: Eukaryota; Fungi; Ascomycota; Dothideomycetes; Pleosporales; Didymosphaeriaceae
Exons: 3
Coding region: 1-1152 (383 amino acids)
Source: RefSeq, a predicted model, not a curated record
AUGCUCAAUCUUCGUACCUUCACUUCUGUAACAUAUCUGGCGCAGAUUGCUGUUCUGGGAGGCAAUGCGCAAUACAACAGCUCUCAGCUCUUGGACAUUGUUCCGAAACGCGAGGUCCUUUACGUAGGCGGGAAGUACACGAACAUGACAGACCCUACGACCAAUUCCACGUCAACGGCCAUGAUAGGGCAAAUAUACGUUGAGAAGCUCUCUCCUAAUCCAGCUCCCGCAGUCCCACGAUUACCCAUUAUCUUCAUUGCCGGCGCCGCUCAGACAGGGACGAAUUUCCUUGAAACGCCAGAUGGGCGACCAGGAUGGGCAUCGUACUUUCUGUCCAAGGGUCACACAGUGUACCUGUCAGAUCAACCUUCACGUGGCCGCUCCUUCUGGCUUCCCGGACAGGGGAACAUGGGAUACAUUGGCUCACCCGAUACCGUCUCCGAUAUCUUCACCGAUGUAGCGAACAACGGCGACCAAUGGCCACAGGCAAAGCUUCACACACAAUGGCCCGGUAGCGGACGCAUUGGCGACUCCACUUUCGACAAUUUCUACAGAAGUCAGGUGCAAUUGCAGACUGACCGCUUCAUAAGCGAAGAACAGAAUGCGCAAGCCUACUCAGCUCUGGUAGACAUUGUUGGGAAGUGCUAUAUCAUCAGCCACUCACAAGCUGGGGCAUAUGGUUGGAGGGUUGGUGAUAUGCGCUCAGACGUGGUGAAGGGCAUUAUUCAGCUGGAGCCAUCUGGACCACCAUUUACGCUUCGCCCACCGUUCGGAAACGAGGCAGCUUUCGCAUUCGGGCUUACGGAUCUUGCCAUUGCGUACGAGCCGUCGGCAGGUACCAAUGGUUCAAGCAUUGAGACGACUAUAGAGGCAGCAAUUGACGCGGAUCACGACGAGUGCAUCAUGCAAAAAUCUCCAGCCAAGCAAGUCACGAACCUGGCCAAGAUUCCGGAGCUUGUUGUUACUGGCGAAGCGUCGUUCCAUGCGCCGUAUGACUAUUGCACUGUGAGAUAUCUGGAGCAGGUUGGCGUCGAGGUGGAGUAUGCGGAUCUGGGGAAGGAGGGAAUUCACGGCAACGGACACAUGUUCUUCAUGGAAAAGAACAACCUCGAGAUCGCAGAGCGGGUAUAUCAGUGGCUGCAGAAGCACUGA